GACACUGACUUCAAACACGUAACAUCGUGUGUCUGAGCUCCGUGUGCACGACGUGGCUCGGGGUCCCCGCAGCAGAGGCGGAGAAGCUACGAUGUCCUGCGUCGGGGCCACAAAUGGUUAACAGGAAUCCCUGACAUUCCAGGAUGUGGCUGUGGACUUCACCAAGGAGGAGUGGGAACAGCUGUACCCUGCUCAGAAGAACCUCUACCGAGACGUGAUGCUGGAGAACUACAGGAAUCUGGUUGCCCUGGGGCAUCAGGUUUAUAAGCCAGCAGUGAUCACUCAGCUGGAGCAGGAAGAGCUGUGGACCAGAGGAGAAGGCCACCCUGUGGGAGCUCCCCUAGGAGGAAGAAGACAAGCUUUGGAGCCCUCAGCCCUGUGUCUACUGUGUAGCUGGAACUCUGGACACCUCUUUCAGUCUGGGAUGGCAGAAAAACCAGUGGAUAUGUUCACACAAACACCUAACAAUGAAGAUACAGAAAAAGAAAGUAUCCGUUGCUUAACUACUCUUGGCCACUUUGGUUUUGAAUGUUUGCCCUAUCAACUGGUGAGCAAGUCCAUGCGGCAAGGAUUCUCUUUUAAUAUUCUCUGUGUGGGGGAAACUGGAAUUGGAAAAUCAACACUGAUUAAUGCAUUGUUUAAUACUAAUUUGAAAGAUAACAAAUCCUCUCAUUUUUAUCCAAAUGUUGGACUUAUAGUUCAGACAUAUGAUCUUCAGGAAAGCAAUGUUCAAUUGAAGUUGACGGUUGUGAAAACAGUAGGGUAUGGUGAUCAAACAAACAAGGAAGGCAGCUACCAACCAAUAAUUGACUACAUAGAUGCUCAGUUUGAGGCCUAUCUUCAAGAAGAACUAAAAAUUAAACGUUCCUUCAAGUAUCACGAUACGCGUAUCCAUGUAUGCCUCUACUUCAUUUCGCCUACGGGACAUUCUCUGAAGUCCCUCGACCUGUUAACAAUGAAGAACAUUGACAGAAAGGUAAACAUUAUACCAUUGAUUGCCAAAGCAGAUACAGUUUCUAAAAAUGAUUUACAGAAGUUCAAGAGUAAGAUAAUGAGUGAAUUGAUUAGCAAUGGCAUCCAGAUAUAUCAGUUCCCAACAGAUGAUGAAACUAUUGGUCAAACAAACUCCUCAAUGAAUGGAAUGUUACCUUUUGCUGUGGUAGGGAGCACAGAUGAGGUGAAAGUGGGAAAAAGGAUGGUCAGAGGCCGCCACUACCCUUGGGGAGUUUUGCAAGUGGAAAAUGAAAAUCACUGUGACUUCGUGAAGCUCCAGGAUAUGCUUCUUUGUAUGAAUAUGGAAGACCUGAAGGAACAAACCCACAUUCAUCUCUAUGAAUGUUACAGGCACAGAAAACUGCAGAGAAUGGGCUUCACUGAUGUGGGCCCAGACAACCAGCCUAUUAGUUUUCAAGAGAUAUAUGAAGCCAAAAGACUAGAGUUCUAUGAUCAAUGUCAGAGGGAGGAAGAAGAGUUGAAAAAGAGGUUUAUGCAGCAAGUAAAGGAUAGAGAAAUAGCAUUUAAAGAUGCUGAAAAAGAGCUGCAGGACAAGUUUGAACAUCUUAAAAGUAUUCAACAAGAGGAGAUUAUGAAGCUUGAAGAAGAGAAAAGACAACUGGAAGAAGAAAUGACAGAUUUUUCUAAAACAAAGGCUGUGUGUGAAACACUGCAGACUCAGGCAUGCACCAAUAUAAAGAAGGACAAAGAUCGCAAGAAAUAGUCUUUUCUUACCCUUCUAUCUGUUGUAGAGCUCCAUCAUUAUAUAUUUCAUCUACCUGUCUUUAGAGCAUUUAACUUUAGAGUUCUGAUUUUUAAAAUUUGUUUACUGAUUAUAUCUUUCUCAACUAGAAUGUUAAAUCCUUAGGAGAGGGCCAGGGAUUUAGCUCAGUGAUUCUGGCGCCUGUCUCGCAAGCACAAGGUCCCGAGUUCGAUCCCUGGUCCAAAAAAAAAAAUCCUUCGGAGAAAUACCUUGUCUAUCUUGUUAAAUGGUAUAACAUAGACUAGCACGGACACGGCACUCAGUAAAUAUUUUAUAAAAUAAAAAUGUAUAACAGUAUAAAAAGUUAAUAAUGCGGUAGAAAUUCUUUUACCAUAGCUUUCUGCACCUCUGUUGUCACCAGAAGAGCAUGCCACAAUUAACUUUGUGAUUAACCUCCCAAGUUCAAGUGGAGGAUUAGACAUACCUCAAGAAGGACCACCCUAGGCCCCUACCCAAACCCACACUUACAUGAACCAUCACAAUUAAUUCUUGUUUUUAGCUACAGAGUUUCAAGAAAUAAAAAUGUCCAAUAAAUACACAAAAAUGGUCAGCAUCUCUGGCCAUUGAGAAACACAAAUUAAAACAACAUUGAGAUUCCAUCUUACCCCAGAAAGAAUACCCAUCAUCAAGAACUCAAUGACAAAUGCCAGCAAGGUGCCAGGGUAAAAAGAACCCUCCUACCUUACUAGUAGGUGGGAAUGUAAACUAGUACACAAAAGAAUUAUGGAAAUCAGUAUGGAGACUACUCAAAAAACUAAAAAUAGAAAUUCUAUUAGACCUAGAUAUUUCCUUUCUAGCUACCUUCCUUAAAAAAGUUUAAGACAUCAUAUUUCAGUGAUACAUGCAUACCUAUGUUUAUAGCAGCACAAUUCAUAAUAACUAAAUCUUGGAAGUGGCCUGUAUGUCCAUGAACAGAUAAAUAGAUAAAGAAAAUGAUAUUUGGGCUGGGGAUUUAGCUCAGUGGUUUUGCCGC
This is a messenger RNA of Heterocephalus glaber (naked mole-rat), 2729 nucleotides long. It is a transcript of the gene Septin14, whose product is annotated as septin 14. Gene Ontology annotation, biological process: regulation of DNA-templated transcription. NCBI's taxonomy places the organism in Eukaryota, Metazoa, Chordata, Mammalia, Rodentia, Bathyergidae. Gene Ontology annotation, molecular function: GTP binding. The record is from RefSeq and is a predicted model, not a curated record.